Molecule: messenger RNA, 465 nt
Organism: Lathyrus oleraceus (garden pea)
Lineage: Eukaryota; Viridiplantae; Streptophyta; Magnoliopsida; Fabales; Fabaceae
Exons: 1
Coding region: 1-465 (154 amino acids)
Source: RefSeq, a predicted model, not a curated record
AUGGGAUACACUUGGGAUCAUACAACCCAACUAUACAAGACCCAUAAACCAGUUCCAGGUUCUAAUACUCGGCAUUUGGAAGAAGAUGAUGAUGAUGAGGAUGAUGAUGAUGAAGAGGAUGAAGAUUAUGGAGACGAGGAAGAGAAUAAUGAUGACAACUCUCAACCUAUGGAGCACGAUCAACAAGUCACUAGCCAUGGUAAUUGGCUAGGUACUACUCCUGGACAACAUCCAUUUGAUAACCAAGGUUGGGGAGAAUGGCAACACACCGGUUGGACCAGGAACCGGUCAUCCUAUAUGCCUACACCCUCUUCUCGACCUGAAAAUUCUGAAGUGUUAGAAAUGUUGAAAAACAUGCAAAUACAUCAACAAAAUUUUGCUACACUUCAAGAGGAGAGAUUUAUGGCCUUGCAAGAUCAACUUCAGAUUCAAGGUGACAACUUUGCAUCUUUUUCUUCCCUCUAA